AUGCUCUUUACCCAUGCGUCGAUACGGCGGAUGGCAGCGCGUACAGCACGGGACUCAACGACGAUCAUUGCAUACACAUACCCCAUGCGUCUGUGCACAUGCAUGAUGCAUGAUGCAUCCCCCCAGCGGAUGGCAGGGUCGGAUGGCAGGGUGUACAGCAUGGGACUCAACGACCAAGGGCAGCUGGGGUUGGGUGAAUCCUGCGCUCCACCAUAUGUCACUUCGCCCAAAGAGGUUGUUGGCUUCGAUCGGCCUGUAGUGGCCGUUGCAGCUGCUGCCUUCCACUCAGCAGCCAUAGAUGAGGCCAGCCAGAUGUAUUUGUGGGGCGGCAAUGCCGCCCGCCAGCUUGGACUCGGCUCACGUGCUCCAUCCAAGGUGCAUUCACCCCGUGUGCCAGAGUCGCUGGUGGGGGUGAGCAUUCAACACAUUGCCCUUGGGAGUCAACACACCCUCGCUGUCACCGCCAACGGGCAGCUGCUCUCAUGGGGCAAGGGCCUGCUGGGCCACGGCCCCCUGCCGCUCUUCUCCCGCCUCUCCAGGAAAUCCAGUGAGUCCAUCCCUCGUCUUGUUAAGGCGAUGGCAAAUUCCAAGGUUGUUCACGUGGCAGCAGGCUUGAUGCACUCGGCAUGUGUUGACGACAGUGGCCGCCUGUUCAUGUUUGGAGGAAACAGAUUCUCCCAGCUGGGGCUGGGGGAUGAGAAGGACCGGGAGGAGCCGGUGGAGGUGACGUCGCUGCAGCAUGCUGUAACGGAUGUGGCGUGUGGUGGUUACCACACCUCUGCUGUCACAGGGGCGGGUCACCUAUUCACAUGGGGAGCGAACGAGUAUGGUUGCCUUGGACACGGCCCUCACCAUGCACCCUCGUCAGCAGUCCCAGUGAGGGUGGCAGGCAGGCUGGCAGGGAAGCAGGUGAUGCAGGUGUCGUGUGGGUGGAAGCACACUGCAGCUCUUGCUAGUGGUGCUGAUGAGGGUGAAGGGCAAUCAUUGCGGGCGGCAACAGUUGGCAAGCUGUACACGUGGGGUUGGGGCGGUUCCCAAGGAUCGCAUGCUGUGGAAUCAAGGUCCACAGGAGGCCAAUUGGGGCUCGGGAAUGAGUUUGAGUUCUUUGAACCGAUGCGGGUCUCACGCGGGGCGUUUGAGAAAACCUCUCAACAAGGCAAUAGCUUCUCCCGCGGGUCCAAGGACCGCGCUCAGACCACCCCCGCGUUCGAAUCCUUCAAGAACAACUAUCUUCUCGUGUACUGCCUCAUGAUGGCGGGCGAUUGGCUGCAGGGCCCGUACGUGUACGCGCUGUACCAGCACUACGGGUACGACAAGGGCGACAUCGGCCGCCUCUUCAUCGCUGGUUUCGGUUCCUCCAUGGUCUUUGGGACCAUUGUGGGAUCGCUGGCGGACAGACACGGGCGUCGCCUGGCGUGCAUCCUCUACUGCAUCACCUUCAUCCUCAGCUGCCUCACCAAGCACUUCCCGGCCUUCUCCAUCCUCGUGCUGGGCCGUGUGCUGGGCGGCAUCGCCACCUCGCUGCUCUUCUCCGCAUUUGAGUCCUGGCUUGUCGCUGAGCACUUCGCGCGUGGCUUUGAGCCACCCUGGCUCUCCAUCACGUUCUCUAAAGCCAUCUUCCUCGGAAACGGGCUUGUGGCGAUACUGUCAGGCCUGGUGGCAAACGUGUUGGUGACAGACCUCAACCUCGGCCCUGUGGCGCCCUUUGAUGCGGCGUCGGUGCUGCUGGCGGGGGGCAUGGCGGUGAUAGUGGGCACGUGGAGUGAGAACUACGGGGACUCUGAUCAGUCACACGGGCUGCUGCUGCAGUUCCAACUCGCAUACCAUGCCAUCGCCUCAGAUGAGAAGAUCGCCAUUCUAGGAGCCAUCCAGUCGCUCUUUGAAGCCAGCAUGUACACGUUCGUGUUCCUCUGGACGCCAGCGCUCGCCCCCUCACAGCAGGCCAUACCGCACGGCUUCAUCUUCUCCCUCUUCAUGCUCGCCUCCAUGCUCGGCUCGUCUCUCGCGUCCCGCCUCAUGGGCCGCGCGGGGUUGCGGGUCGAAGUGUACAUGCAGGCCGUGUUCGCUGUCUCUUCGCUGUCACUUCUCAUGCCCUGCAUCGUCAACUGGUUCCUGGAGCCCCACCCUCCCCCGGGAGGCGGCAUCACAGCAGGAGGCCGCGUGCAGCUAGCGGGCUUCUGUGUGUUUGAGGCGUGUGUGGGCGUCUUCUGGCCGUCGCUCAUGCGCAUGCGAGCACAGUACUUGCCCGAGGAGUCCCGCUCCACCAUCAUGAAUUUCUUUCGAGUACCCUUGAAUGUCUUCGUCUGCCUCGUGCUCUACCAUGUGCGAGCCUUCCCCAUGACGGCCAUGUUCCUCAUGUGCUCUCUCUUCCUCGUCGUCGCUGCUCUCCUGCAGCGCCGCCUGCUCCACCUCGCUCUCAGCGCCCUGCCCCAGGCCACAGCGAAUCAGACCCCGAGUCCCAUAGACUGGGAGCUCAAGGCACACAGCUCCGAUGGGGAACCACCUGGCCUGCUGCUGUGA
Molecule: messenger RNA, 2520 nt
Organism: Closterium sp. Yama58-4
Lineage: Eukaryota; Viridiplantae; Streptophyta; Zygnematophyceae; Desmidiales; Closteriaceae
Source: the annotation of a GenBank genome assembly